Ricinus communis (castor bean) is the source of this 1397-nucleotide messenger RNA. RefSeq lists its product as uncharacterized. The transcript is spliced from 7 exons. NCBI's taxonomy places the organism in Eukaryota, Viridiplantae, Streptophyta, Magnoliopsida, Malpighiales, Euphorbiaceae. The record is from RefSeq and is a predicted model, not a curated record. The coding region runs from base 262 to 1164 and encodes 300 amino acids.
GCUAACCGAAAUAUCAUCGCUCUCUCUUCUCUGAUAAACGGUUCUGUGCUUUACAAUGUCCAAACCCAGUUCAUCUCACUCAACCCGCUCCUCUCUUCGACAACCAUAAACCAAACCGGAAGGGUUUUACAGAACCUUGAACCAAACCCAGUUAAACCCACUUCUUCUCCUUUUGUAGCAUGAUUAUCGCUUACUAAAGUAGCAGCAGUAAUCUCUCUCUCUGGGCUUUACACAGAAAACCAAUUUUCUUUAUAUUCCCAAAUGCUUAUACCGCAGCCUUGCUUUUCCACUCUCUACAACCAGCCUACACUGAGCCAUGAACUUUCCCGCCACCACUGCAACUCCUUGAGCACUCCAAGUACAAAUCUUUCACUUACAAAUCACAAGUACUACGCUCGAAAACCAGGCGCUUCAUUGUUUGGUGCUGUACAGUGUCGUGCCCAGAAAAGAAGCACGCAAAAUGAGAUUCAAGAAGACCAAGAAAGUGUUAUUGAUUACGAUAAUUAUGAAGAUGAUGAUAAUGGAUUCUCGGCUCGGACAAGAUUUAGAGGGAGAGAUGAAGAGAGAGAUUAUGAUAGAGACCCUGAAUUCGCUGAAAUUCUAGGGAGUUGUCUUGAUAACCCACAAAAAGCUCGAGAUAAAAUGGAGGAUAGAUUGAGGAAGAAAAGGCACAAGGUUGUGCAAACAAAGACAGGUUCAGCUACACCUAUGAAGGUUUCAUUCAACAAAUUUGAUUUCUCAAACUCAUACAUAUGGUUUGAAUUCUAUAAUGCCCCACUGGAAAAAGAUGUCACCUUAAUUUGCGAUACAAUUCGGUCAUGGCACAUCAUUGGACGCCUUGGUGGAUGCAAUUCCAUGAAUAUGCAAUUGUCACAAUCAACUUUUGAUAAAAGACCAAAUUAUGAUGCUAUUCAAGGAGCAAAUGUGACACCGGCCACAUUUUACAACAUUGGGGAUUUAGAGAUUCAAGACAAUUUGGCGCGUAUAUGGAUGGAUAUUGGGACUUCUGAGCCAUUGCUUCUGGAUGUUUUUAUCAAUGCAUUAACACAGAUAAGCUCUGACUAUGUAGGAAUUAAGCAGCUGGUGUUUGGUGGAUCUGAAUUUGAGAAUUGGAAGGAGAACUUGACAUCAGAGGAUGCCGGUUGCAGCAUCCACAAGAUCUGAAAUUACAUUCUGACUUCCAAGGACAAUCUCUGAGAGCACUUUUUUUUUUCCCUUUUUUUUUUUUUCUUUUCCUUUCUUUUCCAAAUUUUAUAUGCAUAUGGGAGUAAAAACGGAUAAAAGGUUAGAACCCCAAGUAGUUUUGUAACAGCAACAAGCUUAGAUAUGAUGUGUGAUUGGUUAAGGAGGUAUAUUAGAAAAGAGUAAUGAAUUAGCAUCUAGCAUUUGUCGAGACA